AUGGAUUCUUCUCCUUUGAGAUCAAAAUCGAACUACCACGCUCGUUCUGUCAGCUUGCCCUCUAUACUUCACCCGCUUAUUCCUCAUAUCGAUGAGCAUUUGAAUCUUGACGGACUUCAAAAUAUGUUUGACCGUUUGGACGAUUUGCUUCUAUUGCCACACACUCAACAAGCCUUUUCCCAACAACAAGAGGAGACCUAUGUUGAAGAGGUUUUGGAAAAGUACCUCAGGCUCUUGGAUAUUUGUGCUGCUGCUAAAGAUGUGUCCACCCAAACAAAGCAAGAUGUACAAAACCUUCUUUCCAUCUUCAGGAGAAGAAGAGAUACAUAUGGCUUUGCUGGGUACUUAACUUCUAGAAAGAAGGCAAAGAAGGAGAUCCAAAAGUCUCUAAAGGAGUUGAAGAGCAUCAAAAGCAAGACUAUCGAAAUAGCUUCCGACAAAAGCCAUGGUAUUUUCGAGAUCCUUAGGUUGUUAAAUCAGGUUGAAGCAGCCGUGAUUGGGGUGUUUGAGUCUUUGUUGUCUCAUAUUGCGGGGACAAAGGUUGAAUCAAGGGUGAGUGGAUUUUCUUUAGUUUCAAAAUUGGUGCGCAGGACGAGCGUUGCAUCCAAAGAGGAUGAAACAAACACCAAGGCAUUUGAGAACUUUGAUGCUGCAUUGCGCUCACUCAACAGCCACAAGACAAUCAAGACUGAUGGUGUAAUAGACCUGGAGAUUGUACAAAAUCAGUUAGGAGUAAUAGAAUUGAGGAUACAAGAUAUGGAAGAAGGACUAGAAUGCUUGUUCAGGAGGUUAAUCAAAACGAGAGUUUCCCUCCUCAACAUUCUCAACCACUAG
Rhododendron vialii is the source of this 834-nucleotide messenger RNA. RefSeq lists its product as uncharacterized. The transcript has a single exon. Gene Ontology annotation, biological process: root development; shoot system development. Bases 1 to 834 code for a protein of 277 amino acids. The record is from RefSeq and is a predicted model, not a curated record. NCBI's taxonomy places the organism in Eukaryota, Viridiplantae, Streptophyta, Magnoliopsida, Ericales, Ericaceae.